AUGUCGACAACUGCCGCUGCCAUGCCUCCGCCUCUGACGGAGAAGAAGCUGGAGAAGAAGCCCAUCAAGUUCUCGAACUUGCUGCUGGGUGCUGGUCUCAACCUCUUUGAGGUCACGUCCCUGGGCCAACCUCUCGAGGUCGUCAAGACAACCAUGGCUGCGAACCGUGGUGAUGGUUUUACCACGGCCCUGAGCCGCAUUUGGAAUCGCGGUGGUGUCUUCGGGUUCUACCAAGGUCUCAUUCCCUGGGCUUGGAUCGAGGCGUCCACCAAGGGCGCUGUGCUCCUCUUCGUCGCCUCCGAAGCCGAAUUCUACGCCCGCAACGCUGGUGCCUCCGAGUUUGGCGGUGGUAUCAUUGGUGGUAUCUUUGGUGGUGUUGCCCAGGCUUACGCCACCAUGGGUUUCUGCACCUGCAUGAAGACGGUCGAGAUCACCCAGCACAAACUCGCCGCCUCGGGUGUCAAGCCGCAGAGCACCUUUGCUACCUUUAUGGAUAUCUACCGCAAGGAGGGUAUCAAGGGAAUCAACAAGGGUGUCAAUGCUGUCGCCAUUCGACAGAUGACCAACUGGGGUUCCCGCUUUGGUCUCUCUCGUCUGGCCGAGCAGGGCAUUCGCAAGUUCACCAACAAGGAGCACGGUGAGAAACUCGGCGCUGCUGAGAAGAUUCUCGCCUCUGCGCUUGGUGGUGGUCUCUCUGCCUGGAACCAGCCCAUCGAGGUCAUCCGCGUUGAGAUGCAGAGCAAGAAGGAGGACCCCAACCGCCCCAAGAAGAUGACCGUCGGCAACACUGCCAAGUACAUCUACCAGCAGAACGGUAUGAAGGGUCUGUACCGUGGUGUCACCCCCCGUAUCGGACUGAGUGUCUGGCAGACCGUCUGCAUGGUUGCCUUGGGCGACAUGGCCAAGACCUAUGUUGAGAAGCUGACCGGUGACAAGGUCACUGCUAAGCAUUAG
Pestalotiopsis fici W106-1 is the source of this 954-nucleotide messenger RNA. RefSeq names its product Mitochondrial DNA replication protein. NCBI's taxonomy places the organism in Eukaryota, Fungi, Ascomycota, Sordariomycetes, Amphisphaeriales, Sporocadaceae. The transcript is spliced from 3 exons. The record is from RefSeq and is a predicted model, not a curated record. Gene Ontology annotation, biological process: mitochondrial citrate transmembrane transport; alpha-ketoglutarate transport. The coding region runs from base 1 to 954 and encodes 317 amino acids. Gene Ontology annotation, molecular function: tricarboxylate secondary active transmembrane transporter activity. Gene Ontology annotation, cellular component: mitochondrion.